Messenger RNA from Lampris incognitus (smalleye Pacific opah), 1197 nucleotides. RefSeq names its product LIM homeobox 5 (gene lhx5). Gene Ontology annotation, cellular component: nucleus. The coding region runs from base 1 to 1197 and encodes 398 amino acids. Gene Ontology annotation, biological process: neuron differentiation; regulation of transcription by RNA polymerase II. Gene Ontology annotation, molecular function: RNA polymerase II transcription regulatory region sequence-specific DNA binding; DNA-binding transcription factor activity, RNA polymerase II-specific. Lineage: Eukaryota; Metazoa; Chordata; Actinopteri; Lampriformes; Lampridae. The record is from RefSeq and is a predicted model, not a curated record. The transcript has 5 exons.
AUGAUGGUCCACUGUGCCGGGUGCGAACGGCCCAUCCUGGACCGGUUCCUGCUGAACGUGCUGGACAGGGCCUGGCACGUGAAGUGCGUGCAGUGCUGCGAGUGUAGCUGCAACCUGACGGAGAAGUGCUUCUCGCGGGACGGCAAGCUCUACUGCAAGAUGGACUUCUUCAGACGGUUCGGCACCAAGUGCGCGGGCUGCCUCCAGGGAAUCUCGCCGAACGACCUCGUGCGCAAGGCGCGCAGCAAGGUGUUCCACCUGAACUGCUUCACGUGCAUGGUGUGCAACAAGCAGCUGUCCACGGGCGAGGAGCUCUACGUCAUCGACGAGAACAAGUUCGUGUGCAAGGAGGACUACCUGAACUCGGGCGCCGUCAAAGAAGUCAGCCUGAACUCAGUGUCUUCAUGCACGGACAGAAGUUUAUCGCCAGAUCUGCAGGACCCGAUACAGGACGACACAAAAGAGACGGACAAUUCCGCGUCGUCGGACAAGGAAACGAACAAUACGGAGAACGAGGAGCAGAACGCGGGCGCCAAGAGACGAGGCCCGCGCACCACCAUCAAGGCCAAGCAGCUGGAGACGCUGAAGGCCGCCUUCGUCGCCACGCCGAAGCCCACGCGUCACAUCCGGGAGCAGCUGGCCCAGGAGACGGGGCUUAACAUGCGCGUGAUCCAGGUGUGGUUCCAGAACAGAAGGUCCAAAGAGCGGCGCAUGAAGCAGCUGAGUGCGCUCGGAGCCCGGCGGCACGCCUUCUUCAGGGGUCCGAGGAGGAUGAGGCCCCUGGGGGGCCGGCUGGAGGACGCAGACAUACUGGGACCGGGGGCGUAUGGCUACUACGGAGAAUACCAAGGUGACUAUUAUGGACCGGGGAGUAACUAUGACUUCUUCCCCCAUGGCCCUCCCUCCUCGCAGGCUCAGUCUCCAGCCGAGUCCCCUUAUAUCCUGGGCUCUGGCCCUGGGGGCAUGGAGGGAUCUGUGGCAGGCCACCACCCUUCAGAUGACCAAAGGUUCACGGACAUGAUCUCCCACGCAGAAACCCCCAGUCCUGAGCCAGGCUUACCGAGUUCCCUACAGCCGGUCCCUGGGGAAGCAUACGGGGGAGGGCCUAGCCCGCCCUUCUCCCUGGCCAGCAACUCCAGUUACAGCGCUCCUAUGUCCCACCAAGGCCAGGAGAUGGGAGAAACCACAGCUUGGUGA